AUGAAGGUUUAUUUCAUUUACUGAUCAAUGAUUUCUUUUUGUCCAGUAUUAUCAGCAAGCAGUGACAACAGGCUUGUAAUGAAUAGAGUAAUCAUGGUGCUUGUGACUACUUGGUGACCUAUCUGGCUUGAGGAGCUGAAAAUAUAUUGAAACUUCUAAUAAGAAGAAACAAAAUGGACUCUGAGAACUAGAACACGUAAAAUGAUCAAGACAAGACUCAUCAAAGAGGCGCAGAAUCAGAAACCACCACAAUCUUCAGGGACAUCAUACAAUAGAGAAGAAUAUCAACUCAAAAGUUUCCAUCAUUUCAUGACAAGGUAAUUUUAUUUGUUGAAUACAAAAUUACAAGAUGUUUCAAAUAUCUUAGAACUAAGUCGUUUAUAGGUCUCCUAAUCUUUUUUACGUUUAAAGUGAAGAUACCAACUGCUCUUUAACAAGCGAUUGAAUCCAAAAGAUUUUUUGUAGACUUUCUUUUUUCCAUCUGAAGCCAUUGAAAAUCAGUUUGUUAGAAGAAGAUGUGGUCAACGUUGCUGUAAUUGUUUGACGUUACUGUGAAAUUAACAGUGCAAUUAAAGGCUGAAAUUUGCAAAUAACAAGCAGGCGUUAUCAGGCGAUAGGGUUGAUUUCAUAUUUCUCCAACUUCCAAGCACUUCAGGUAUCGGGAGAUCAUUAUAGAUCCCAGUUAUGCGGGCCAGUUUGUCUUGAUGACUAACCCUCAUAUUGGGAACAAUGGGGUCAAUUUUGACGAUCAAGAAUCGAUGCAGUCCUUUCUUGCAGGAUUAGUCAUUAGAAGUUUAAGUAUCAGCACCUCAAAUUGGAUGACAGAGACACUUGGUGACUAUUUGGCUGAAAGGAACAUCAUGGGUAUAUAUGAUGUCGACACUCGAGCAAUUACACGGAGAUUGGGAGAAGACGGAAGCCUCAUUGGAGUCUUGAGCACAGAAAAUUCAAAAAGCGACGAAGAACUUCUCGAAAUGUCCCGUACAUGGGACAUUGUGGGUGUGGAUCUAAUCAGUGGUUUUUCAUGCAAAUCUCCUUACGAAUGGGUUGAUAGAACAGGUUCAGAUUGGGAGUUCAAUGAUAAUGGAAGAAUUAAAGAAACUUUUAAUGUCGUUGCAUAUGAUUUUGGAAUCAAGCAUAACAUACUUCGGCGCUUAGCAUCCUAUGGCUGUAAAAUCACUGUCAUUCCUUCAACAUGGCCAGCGCGCGAAACUCUAAAGUUGAAACCUGAUGGGGUUCCUUUCAGCAAUGGGCCAGGAGAUCCAUCUGCAGUUCCCUAUGCAGUUGAAGCAGUAAAAGAACUUGUUGGAAAAAUUCCUGUUUUUGGUAUAUGUAUGGGUCAGCAGUUGCCUGGUCAAGCAUUGGGAGGUAAGACAUUCAAAAUGAAAUUUGGUCACCAUGGAGGAAACCAUCCAGUUCGAAACCUUCGAAAUGGCUGUGUUGAGAUCAGUGCCCAGAAUCACAACUAUGCUGUUGACCCUGAGUCUCUUCCAGAGGGUGUAAAGGUGACUCAUGUAAAUUUAAAUGAUGGAAGUUGUGCUGGUCUUGCCUCCUCGAAAAUGAAGCUGAUGUCACUUCGAUACCAUCCCGAAGCAUCUCCAGGGCCUCAUGAUUCAAAUCCUGCAUUUGGAGAAUUUAUACAACUCAUGAAGCAAGAAAAAGUGAAGGCAUAAGUCAAUAUAUGUUGCUCAGACUCUUCAAAAUUGUCUAUGGGUGCAUGUUGGAUCCUCCAAAAUUAGUCAUUUUUAGAGGAUCCGGCAUGGGUGCGGAAACAUUUUUGGAGAGUUUGAGAAACAUAAAAGUCAAUCACCUAGAAGCUGAAGCAGUAGUUGGUAAGAUAUGUUUGAAGGAACCACAUUCCGAAAAGGAGAAAUUUCAUGAGAUUUGCCAUCAAGAAGUCAAAGCAAUCUGUCGUGUUGCACCGCUUCUCGCCAUAAAUCAAGUCAGAGCAAUCCGUCUUGCUGCACCUUUUUGCGAUAUAUAUGUAUGGUUCUAAGUUUUGUUCAAGUAUAGGCUGUGACUU
This is a messenger RNA of Lycium ferocissimum, 2023 nucleotides long. RefSeq names its product carbamoyl-phosphate synthase small chain, chloroplastic-like. NCBI's taxonomy places the organism in Eukaryota, Viridiplantae, Streptophyta, Magnoliopsida, Solanales, Solanaceae. The record is from RefSeq and is a predicted model, not a curated record. Gene Ontology annotation, cellular component: cytoplasm; carbamoyl-phosphate synthase complex. Gene Ontology annotation, biological process: L-glutamine metabolic process; 'de novo' pyrimidine nucleobase biosynthetic process; L-arginine biosynthetic process. Gene Ontology annotation, molecular function: carbamoyl-phosphate synthase (glutamine-hydrolyzing) activity.